CCUAGCGAUGGACGUCAGCGAAAACAGUGCUCUUCUUUCUAGAAGCAGAAAAGGAAUCCUUCAGAAUGAGCAUAAGAAAAACGAAGAAUCACAUACUGAUAUCUCUACUUAUGACGUCAGUAUACGAAAUGUAAACAUUAUUUUGGUAGCAUUAGCAGUCUCUCUUGGUAGUGUAAGUAAAGCCCAGUAUAUUUACAAGUGGGUGUCCUUAAACACGAUCCUGCCAGACAUAAUCCUUGGAUCAAAUGCAACUUCAUCAGGAAACACCCCACAACAAUGUGCUAAAAAUUCAUCCUCUGAUGCAGAGAACGAAUACCAAAGACUUGCAGCUCGUUUUUCACUUUAUUUCACGUUGACCGAAAAGGGGAUAGCACUUCCGGUUCUUGCAUUUUUUGGAAUAUAUUCGGAUCUAAUUGGUCGGAAGCCUUUGAUGAUCGCUGGAAUUCUUGUGGAAGCAAUCAAAUACGGAUUGAUAUCAUUUUUGAUUUACAAAGAUUUUCAUAUCACCUACCUAUUUAUUUCUUAUGCUAUUUGUGGUUUAGGAGGAACUUAUUUUUCGUUCUAUCUCGGAACCUUAGCUGCAAUUGCAGAUACAACAGCUAGAGGCAAACAAAGAUCCUUCAGCAUUGCAUUACUUGAUGCUGUUAUAGGUUUGAGUGCUUUAGUAGGACAAAUUACUGCCGGAUACGUGAUACAUAUAACAGGGUUUGUCUAUAUAAAUAUGAUCGUUGCUGGAUUAUUCAUAUUAAUUUUGCUAUCUAUUAUCUUUCUUUAUAAAGAAACUCGUCAAAAUAGACAAGGAACCAACUCAUUUAAACCUAGAAUGUCCUGGAAUAUUUGUGAUGCUAUCAAACGAAUAACUGGUUUCUAUACUCAUAAAGAACAAAGACGAAAUAUGCCACUUUCUAUCUUCUUAACAACUGCAGUUGUUUUUCUUUGUGUUUAUUCUGCUUUUAGCCCUAGGAGUGAUAUUGAGAUUCUAUAUUCCUUAAAUUUUCCAUUCUGUUGGUCAUCAGUGAAAAUUGGAUAUUACCGUGCCGUCAAAGACUUCGUACAAAUGUUCAUUGGAGUUAUGGUUAUCAAGCUUUUACAUGUCUGCACAACCGAUGAAAUAAUUUGCAUCAUAAGAUGUAUUUCUGGUAUUGCGUCAUUAGUGUUGAUGGCAUUUGCUUCAAACGAUUGGAUGAUGUACCUAGCUACAGCGCUUGGCGUCAUGUGUAUAGUUCCGAUACCUUUGAUAAGGGGAAUUUUUUCAAAAGCAGUUUUGUCAGACAAACAAGGUGCUCUGUUUGCCAACAUCUACAUAUUCGAAAUUCUGUGUAGUUUGGGUGGAAGUAGUAUUUUCAACAACAUUUAUGCCGAAACACAAAGCAUCAUGAAAGGUCUUGUAUUCCUAGUCAUGGCGGGGUUUUACCUCCUAUCAGUGUUUCUGUUAAUUAUCUGCUCGUGUAUGACGUCGACACUGGGGUCCACCCCUCUCUUUAUACAAGGAGACACUGGACCUUCGAUGAACUCAAGAGGAAGUGACACCCCAUGCCCAGAUACUGUUGAUUUAAUGAACAGCAAAGCACCAGUCAUAACAAACAAUGACGGGAGUAAUACAGAAGAAGUUGACUCAGUUUAGCAUUAUUAUCUUAAAUGAAUAACAAAAUACAAAUAAAAUCAGAUAUUUACAUCACUCUUCUUCAGCUUUUGAUUGAUUUGAUUCAGAUAUUGUGCCGUUCAUGAUUAAGCGAGAUUAAGCGCUGAUGACAACCAGUGUUAGGUUUCUUCAGCCUCUAGAAACAUA
Mizuhopecten yessoensis (Yesso scallop) is the source of this 1789-nucleotide messenger RNA. Its product is annotated as solute carrier family 46 member 3-like. Lineage: Eukaryota; Metazoa; Mollusca; Bivalvia; Pectinida; Pectinidae. The transcript is spliced from 4 exons. The coding region runs from base 8 to 1624 and encodes 538 amino acids. Gene Ontology annotation, cellular component: membrane. The record is from RefSeq and is a predicted model, not a curated record. Gene Ontology annotation, biological process: transmembrane transport. Gene Ontology annotation, molecular function: transmembrane transporter activity.